AUGGAGCGCUUGGGCGGCAGCAGAGUGUCGCUCAAACCCGGUUUCCUCUUCCCGGUUCUGGGCUGGCCCGGUUCCGAACGGUCCUGGUGUUCCGCCGGCUCUGCGGCAGGAGUCUGGAGAAGGCACACUUUCCUGCCCCCGAUCAGGGCUGGCUUGGGCUGCAGCGUCAGAGGCACAUGCCUCUGCAAGACGCUCAGCUGCUCGAUCCUCUCCUCCCUGAAGGGGUUGCUGAAGACGCUGCAGCCCGGAAAGCUUGCUCCGAGCCUGGGAGCCGGGAGUUUGUUGUUCUGGGUCUCCAGGAGUUCCGGAACGGGAACGGGUUCCGGAUCGGAGCCGUCUUCGUCGGUGCUGGUGUCGCCGGAUUCCAGCAGGAAGUUUUUCCCAGGAUCUUGCCUCUCUGCAGCUCAGCCGGUAACCAAGCAGGUGAAUGGGUUUGUGGGGGACUCGUUCACUUUCCCUGUGGAAAUCCCGAACCUGCAGCCAGAUACGGAGAUAAACUGGAGAUACGGUCCUGUGGACCCGGACUCACCCAUUGCGAGAAUUCAGAAUGGGAAGAUUUAUGUUUUUGAGGAGAGAUUCAGAGCAAGGCUGCAGCUGGACAAUGUUACCAGCUCUCUCAGGAUUAAUAACUUGGAGACAGCAGACAGUGGAUUUUACCAAGUGGAGAAAUUCAAAGGAAACAAGUUUAUGAAGAGAUUCUGCCUGUCUGUUUACACUCCUGUGCCAGAGCCUGGUGUUAUGCUGAUCCAUGCAGGCGGGGCGCAGGGUAACAGCAGCUGCACUCUGCUGUGCUUUGUGGGAAACGCCAGUGAAGGGAUCACUGUGUCCUGGAUGAGAGAUGGGACACAACUCCACACAAGAGAACUGGAGCUCUCUCUGGAAAUGCAAGGGGGCAACGUUACCUACACCUGUGUGGCCAGCAACCCUGCCAGCAACCGGACCACCACUGUGACACCUUCGGAGUACUGCGAUGAAAGAAAAGAUAAUAAAGGUGGUCCUGAAAACCCGAGGAGUCACAUUUUGAUUCCUGGGCUAGUGAUUGCUGUGACCGGAGUCCUGGCAGUCAUUUUGAUCGUACUGUAUCUCAGGAGAAAGAAGCCGGCAUUCGAGAGAGAAGGUUCUGAGCGGUCCAGAGUCUCGGGCGGGAUAGAGUUCGCUGAAGUUACAGCUGCGCCCCCUGCUGGCAAUGGACAGGAUAUACCAGAACUCGCUGGAGCUCGGGAAACGACAGAGAAACUGAUCACCAUCUACGACAAACUGCGCCCGCCCCGCCCUCAGAAUGUACCGGGCUGACGCAGGUCACACAGGGGGGAGUCACACAGUCAGGGGAGCGCAGGGGUCCCCAAGGGUCUCCCCUGGUAAAGACACGGCCUCCAGAGGGCAGUAGCUAGCUGACAUCUGCUCUGGAGAUCCUGGGUGUAGAAGAGUGUAUGGGAAAAGGCUCUGGUGAGGGGAAGCAAUGAUUAGAUAUUCCAAAUUGGGGAGAAAAAUCCUGGAUAAAAUAACUGGCCACUCUAAAUAGAAAAUAGGAGUCUGAUUCCCAUCCCUGCAUUGUAACUCCAGUUUAAUAUCACUAGACUGGACUGGAA
This is a messenger RNA of Polyodon spathula (Mississippi paddlefish), 1589 nucleotides long. Its product is annotated as SLAM family member 5-like. Bases 1 to 1293 code for a protein of 430 amino acids. The record is from RefSeq and is a predicted model, not a curated record. NCBI's taxonomy places the organism in Eukaryota, Metazoa, Chordata, Actinopteri, Acipenseriformes, Polyodontidae. The transcript is spliced from 7 exons.